This is a messenger RNA of Ooceraea biroi (clonal raider ant), 1474 nucleotides long. RefSeq lists its product as uncharacterized. Gene Ontology annotation, biological process: sensory perception of smell; detection of chemical stimulus involved in sensory perception of smell. Gene Ontology annotation, cellular component: plasma membrane. Gene Ontology annotation, molecular function: odorant binding; olfactory receptor activity. The record is from RefSeq and is a predicted model, not a curated record. Lineage: Eukaryota; Metazoa; Arthropoda; Insecta; Hymenoptera; Formicidae.
GCGAAGAUGAAAGAAAUAAAGUAGGAAAUUAAAGUAGUUAAGUUAAAUAGUUAAAGACCUGUGGAGAAGGGUAAGGCGUAAUAGCAAAAUUACGCCUUGAAUUCUCGAGUUUCGUAGUCAGUCCUUUCCAGUCCUUCAAAGUAAAUGGAACAUCCCGAGGAACGUUACUACAAGUUGAACCGAUUUUUGUUAUCGGUCAACGGGUUAUCGCCUUAUCAAAAUGUAUGGAACGCCCGAUUGAUAAGACUCUUUAUCACUGUCAUCUUAGUGUCGGCUCUCUUUACUGAGGCAUCGACUACUUUAACAUCUGAAGUCAAUCAAGAAUUGUUAGUUGCUAUAAUACCAGAAAUUCUACCUACGUUGGUUGUUACAAUAAACUUGUAUUUGCGUCACGGGAACAUAGACAAGUAUAAGAAACUCUUUGACUACAUGUGGAGAGACUGGGCGUUGCAAAAAACAAAAGAUGAAAUUAAAAUCAUGCACGACUAUGCUGAGACUACGAGAUUAGUGAUGCUUCUUUUUACGCUUCAGAUGUGGAUAAUCGUAGUGGUGUACAUCGUGUGGAUAUUCACGCCGGAAAUUCUUGACGUCAUAUCGCCCCUGAACGAGUCUCGCCCGCGAAUUGAAAGCUUUAAAUUAGAAUUCUUCAUUGACAAGGACCGAUACAUUUACUUUACCCGGUUCUAUAUAUGCUUUGUGGCUAUAAUCAUAAUUACCAUUUUUCUUAGCAAUUUCUCUAUUGUACUGACUUUCACGCAACACGUUUGCGGGAUGUGCAAGUUGCUGGGGUAUCGCGCGGAGCACUUAUUUUGUGUUAUCGAGAAUACGGCAGGAUGCAAUUUAAUUCGCGGGACAAAGAUAGGGUGUAGGGACACGGCUGUUUUCGUACGGCUGCAUUGCAACGUUAUACAAUUUAUUAGCCUAAUCGAAGCUUGCCAUAGAGUACCAUUUCUAUGUGAACUCAUAGGAAUACUGUUUAAUGUGAGCAUGACAUUGAUACAGAUAUUAACCAUUGCUGGCAAUAUUGAGCGUGCUAUUACAUCUAUUAGUAGUACUACUAUGAUACUGACGUAUUCGUUUAUAUCUAAUUACAUGGGACAAAGAAUAACAGACAUGAGCUCUAACAUGUGCGAGAAAGUAUACAAUUGUGCAUGGUAUAAUGUAGCUGUUUCGGAGCAGAAAUCUGUACUAUUCAUAAUAAGACGACGUUUCCCUCCACUUGUGCUAACCGCCAAUAAGUUUUAUACAAUGUCUCUGCAGAAUUUUGGAAUGAUUCUUCAAACGGUGAUCUCCUAUUGCAUGUUCUUCAGACAAAUAUGAAGACACUUCCACCUGACAUAGGAAUAACGUAGGAAAUACAGGGAAUAAUAUCACAAUAUGUUUUUAAUAUGUAGUGAUCCUAUUUUAAUCAACACGUCGAAAAAAUAUUUAAAUGACAUUGUAUUGUAAAGAAUAUCGUAAGUGAAAUCUGAUC